Molecule: messenger RNA, 3911 nt
Organism: Cottoperca gobio
Lineage: Eukaryota; Metazoa; Chordata; Actinopteri; Perciformes; Bovichtidae
Gene: zbtb17
Product: zinc finger and BTB domain containing 17
Exons: 15
Coding region: 223-3003 (926 amino acids)
Biological process (GO): regulation of gene expression
Cellular component (GO): nucleus
Molecular function (GO): protein binding
Source: RefSeq, a predicted model, not a curated record
AUACAUCCGGCCGGUCCCUAUCAAUCGAUCAGAGAGAGGAAGAUGGCGCUGGAUGGAGUUAGCGGAGCUGGAUCGAUCACAGAAAAACUCGAUUGGGUUUGUUUUUCCUAACUGAGUCAAACACCCCAUAUCACCGCCCGAGCAGCAGUUUGAACCCGGAGGGAGGAAGCGACAACAAGAAGAGCACCAGCCUCCUCCACCAGCCUCAAGCCCUUCAGGACGAUGGAGUUCCCAUGGCACAGUGGGAAGGUUCUGGAGCAGCUUAACCGCCAGCGCAGGCAGGGCCUGCUGUGUGACUGCACCUUUGUUGUGGACGGGGUGGACUUCAAGGCCCACAAAGCUGUGCUGGCGGCCUGCAGUGUCUACUUCCGCACCCUUUUCCUGGACCAGAAAGAUGUGGUGCAUCUGGACAUCAGCAAUGCAGCGGGUUUGGGUCAGGUCCUGGAGUUUAUGUACACAGCCAAACUGACUUUAAGUCCACAGAAUGUAGAAGACGUGCUGGCUGUUGCUAACUUUCUACAGAUGCAAGAAAUUGUAAAUGCCUGCUCUGCGUACCAAUCGAUGGCAAAUCCUGCUCCGUCCCUCAUAACUCUGGAUUUCGCUGUUGAAGAAAAGCAGAGUGAAGUGGAGCAGCGAGAGGAGCUGGAGAGUGACCUGACAGAAGUGGCAGCUCAAGCAGAGGAGAGUGCUGGCACCCCCACAGACGAUAACAAACUCACACAAAAUGAGGAAAAUGUAAAGGAAGACAUUUCCGCUGAAACACAACAGACUGUCUCUGGGCCCGAGCCCGCCAAAACCAACUCGGGCCGAGGACGACCCCCCAAAACAGCCCCCCCGUCUGCUCAAAAGAAGGUGUCCGUAAAGAAGGAGGAAGAAGGUGCUGCACAAGAUGCACCGGGAUUCCAGGACGACCCCGCUGAUGCUGACUACACGCCCAAAUCACAGUUGAAAGCAGCGGGCAGCUCAUCCUACAUGAGCUCUCGGGGGAGAAGAAUCAGAAAACGACCUCGACGAAACUUCCCACCUGACAAUGACUCAGAGGAAGAAGCCACAUCAAAGACAAACACGGAGAAGAAGGCGUCGGAGCCGACAGAAGAAGCCGGAGAGCAGGAGGAUGACGGUGGAGAGACCUGCGACGGGGAAGCUGAUGAUGAAGAUGAGUGUGGAGAGGAAGAUGACGAAGCCAGCCAGGAGGUGGAAGAAGACGAUUCGGACAGCGAGAGAGACGGGAGACAGAAUCAGUCGGCGUCGAUGAGCAGCCGAUCCGAGUCAAAGCCUUACAGCUCCGUGACACACGAAUGUGAGGACUGUGGGAAGAAAUUCACCCACACGGGUAAUUUCAAGAGACACAUGCGUAUUCACACAGGAGAGAAGCCGUUCAGCUGCCGGGAUUGCAACAAGGCGUUCUCUGACCCUGCAGCCUGUAAAGCCCAUGAGAAAACACACAGCCCUCUGAAGCCGUACUGCUGCUCGACUUGUGGAAAGAGCUACCGGCAGAUCAGCCUGCUGAACCUGCACCGCAAACGGCACACGGGCGAAGCGCGGUACAGCUGUGACGUGUGCGGCAAGCUCUUCACCACAUCUGGCAACCUGAAGCGCCACCAGCUGGUGCACAGCGGCGAGAAGCCGUACCACUGCGACUACUGCGAGAAGGCCUUCUCUGACCCCACCGCCAAGAUGCGACAUCUGGAGACGCACGACACAGAGAAGGGCAACAGGUGUGCAUACUGCGACAAGCGCUUCAACCAGCCGGGAAAUCUGAAGGCUCAUUUAAAGAUCCAUAUCGCAGACGGGCCUCUCAAGUGCAAGGAAUGUGGCAAACAGUUCACUACUUCAGGAAAUCUGAAGAGACACCUGCGGGUCCACAGUGGGGAGAAACCGUACAUCUGUAUGCACUGCCAGAGAGCUUUCAGUGACCCUGGAGCUCUGCAGCGGCAUGAACGCAUCCACACAGGAGAGAAGCCGUGUGUCUGUCUCAUCUGUGGCAAGGCCUUCACCCAGGCCAGCUCACUCAUCGCUCACGUCCGCCAGCACACCGGAGAGAAGCCCUACGUGUGUGAUCGCUGUGGCAAAAGGUUCGUGCAGUCCAGUCAACUGGCCAAUCACAUUCGGCAUCACGACAACGUCCGGCCGCACAAGUGUCAGAUGUGCAACAAGGCCUUCGUUAAUGUGGGAGACCUGUCGAAGCACAUCAUCAUCCACACGGGGGAGAAACCUUUCCUGUGUGAUAAAUGUGGCAGAGGGUUCAACCGGGUGGACAAUCUGCGCUCCCACGUCAAGACAGUCCACCAAGGCAAGGCCGGCAUGAAGCGGCUGGUGGUAGCCGGGGGCAGCGCAGACGAGGGGGCCGAUGGGUGCGCGGGGGCGUCCACCUCUGACAGCGAGAUCAACAUAGUUACCGUCACCACGGAGGACAUCGUCACCCUGGCGACAGAGGCCCUGGCAGCCAGCGCUGUAGCUCAGCUCACAGUAGUUCCAGUGGCUACUUCAGUGUCUGCCGAUGAGACGGAGGCUUUGAAAGCUGAGAUCACCAAGGCAGUAGAGAAAGUGCAUGAAGCAGACCCCAACACCCAGAUCCUGUACGCUUGUGAUUCAUGUGGGGAUAAAUUCUUAGACGCCAGCUCCCUCGCCCAGCACGUACGCAUCCACACAGCUCAGGCCUUGGUCAUGUUUCAGGCAGAUUCCGACUUCUACCAAUACACCACAGCCACCACCGCCGACGGGGAUUCUGCCACAACAUGGCAACCCACGGCUGAACAAGUCAUCCAGGAAGGAGAGCUGAUCUUCCGAGCCCAGGAUGGAGAGGCAGAGGGAGUGAUGGUGGGGGAGACACAAGAACAAGUGGAAGAGACGGAGACGGAAGGGGUGAUUCAUGAGGAGGGGAGGGAGGAGGAAGAGGUGGAGACCCACACUGAGCUCCACACAGAAGAAAAAGAUGAAGCUGCAGCCGAGGUAGAAGAGCAGGAGAAAGAAGAGGAGAUGGAAUGUGAGAGUCAGGCGUAGUGUGGCAGAUCUGUGUGUAUGAAGUAUAGCUGGUAAGAAAUCUAAUUUGUACAGGAGAGGAAAAUAUAAGAAAUGACGUGAUGCUUCAGAGUUUCAACAUGCCAUGAUGUUCAUAAUACAUCUAAACUGAAUUCAUAACAAACAACACUUUAUAAACAAUUUUAUCUUCGAAGCUAUGGUCAAGAAUCAUGUUUUCUGCAAUCCCAAUUCCAGGAAACGAGGUGAGAUCCAGUGAUUUGGUAAAUAUUGUUGAGAAUUCUCCCAGAGUUGGUUAUACUACUUUGUAUAGUGUGUUUAUUUUUAGAAUGAAAUGCAGGACUAUGCAAUGUCCUUUGUAUUUAGAUCACCAUUCUGUCUUACCUAUAUCCACGAAAGAAAGAUCUCGUUGAUUUUUCCAUUUCACUCAGAUGAGAUAUGUACAUUUUCCUUAAAUAGUCAAACUAUUUUAUUGUACUUAGUUGUAAGUAUUUUCAUGAAAUUCACAUUGUACAGAGAUUAUUUACAUGAACAUGUGGGGGCACUAACAAUUUAAUUGGGGGUUUAUCACCAUCUCCUUUUUUACCAGAAGUGGAAUGUAAUGUAUUGAUGUACUGGCAAACAUUGUAAAUGCUGUGCUGUGUAUAUUUAAUGUGUCCUCUAAAAAAAGUCUUAAUACUUCUGAUAAAAGAAAAAGAAAUAUAUGUGGGGAUGACAAUCUAGUCAACAAUUCUUUCACAUUGAUAACAAAACUGUUUCUUUUCUGGUAUUGCAGUAAACUGGGCCCAUUGGUAUAAAGACUCACUAAUGGUUUUACGUCAUUAUUUUGUCUCUUUGUCGUAACACCUGCAAGAUGCCUAUUUAGACAUCGUAACAUUGCUUCGACUCACUGGAAGUCAUCAUCUCAUCAAUAAAAAAACCAUCACACUCUC